Messenger RNA from Aspergillus campestris IBT 28561, 1552 nucleotides. RefSeq names its product arginyltransferase. Gene Ontology annotation, biological process: protein arginylation. Gene Ontology annotation, cellular component: cytoplasm. The record is from RefSeq and is a predicted model, not a curated record. Gene Ontology annotation, molecular function: arginyl-tRNA--protein transferase activity. The transcript is spliced from 11 exons. Lineage: Eukaryota; Fungi; Ascomycota; Eurotiomycetes; Eurotiales; Aspergillaceae. The coding region runs from base 7 to 1338 and encodes 443 amino acids.
GACGUCAUGGAUCCUGCCGUUGAUGCUGAACGGGCGCGCCAACUGUCGCUCUUCCGUCCUCUAGGAUACCAGCGCAGCUCGUGCGGUUAUUGUAAAUCAGACAAUGGCAGUGCUUCCUACUACACGAGCUCGGUAUCCGUUCGCCCCGCUCAUUACGAGGAGCUUGUUGACCGUGGUUGGAGAAGAUCGGGGACGCUCUACUAUAAGCCGAAUUUACAGCGAUCAUGCUGUCCUCAUUACACGAUGAGGCUGGAAGCCUCCGCUUUCAAACCUCGGAGGGACCAACGUAAGGCCGUCAAUCGCUGGAACAAGUUCAUCCUGGGCCCGGAGUAUAUCCGUCGUGCGGCAUACCUGUGCCCCAAGACACGAGAGGAAAAGAAGCAGCGUCGGGAUACAUUCGACCUAGCGGACGCCGUCCACCAGGCGGAAUACGACCGGGUCAAGCGUCCCAUUGACCCCAAGACCAAGAAGCCCCUGGAGCCCGCGCACCGCUUCGAGGUCAACCUCGAAGGCGACUCCAUCUCCCAGGCCAAAUUUGAGCUGUUCCUCAAAUACCAGACCACCGUCCACAAAGAGGACGUCUCCAAAUGGCAGACCAAGGACUUCAAGCGGUUCCUCUGCUCGGGCAUCACGCGAUCCCCGGCUAACGCGGCCCGAUCCGACGAGCAGAAACUCGGCUCGUGGCAUCAGUGCUAUCGGCUCGACGGCAAGCUCAUUGCCGUCGCCGUUCUGGACUUGAUGCCCCACGGCGUGAGCUCGGUCUACAUCUUCUACGACCCGGCAUAUGAAGCGUGGGAAUUCGGCAAGCUCUCCGCGAUGCGGGAGAUUGCUAUGGCAGCGGAGGAGAAGUACCAGUAUUACUACAUGGGAUACUACAUCCACUCCUGCCAGAAAAUGCGCUACAAGGGGACAUUCCGCCCCCAGUACAUCCUAGACCCAGAAUCCUACACCUGGGACCCACUAGACGGCGAACUCGCCCAGAAACUCGACAAGCGCGCCUACGUUUCCCUAUCGGGUGAUCGAGCGCGCAGCAGUAAUGGGACGACAACAACAACCGGCGAGACCGACACCGCCGCCGACGCGGAAAUCAACGACGAGGAGGUGUCCCUCUUCGACGUGCACAUGCCAGGUGUCCUCACUUUGGAUGAGAUGCCCACGAUUGAUCUCGAUAACUGGUUAUUGCUUGUUCAUGGCACGUUUGUGCAUAUGAAUGACCUCAGAGGAUGGGAAUCAAUGCCCAUGGAUAACCCCCAGUCCGUCAAGGGAAUCAUAGCCGAGCUGGCGGCUGUGUUGGGGCCUGCGGUUGUGGCGAAUAGCGCGGUGGUUUUGUUUGAUUGAUUUGUUUAUUUACCCGUUCUAUAUAUUUAUCAAAGAUGCUCUGUUUAUAGAAUAUAGGAGAGUGGAGAUAGGAAGAAAUGAUGAGGAUCAAGUGUUGUGUUUUUUGUUUGACUGAGAGUCGCGUGCACGUAUAUAUUUGUGGGAAUUGUAUCAACGGUAUUAGACAGACGUAGUAUAUCCCCAACUCCAGAAAAUGUAAUGCAGUCCAGUAUGC